UUUUAGAUAUAUACUAACUGUUCAACAACCUUGAUAAAAUAAAGGUUGAUAACCCAGCGGUUAAUGUUGUGCAAAAAUACCUCUGCGUUUCGGGCUCAAAAUGUGGCGAUUUCUUUAAUGUUUUUGAUUAUUCUAUUUUGUCCUAAAAUAUAAAUACCCUUGACAAAAAUCCUGACUCCGUCACUGGAGAUGUGUCAAAAAUCCUGACUCUGCCAUUGGAAAUGUGUCAAAAAUCCUGACUCUGCCAUUGGAGAUGUGUCUAUAUAUUAUGUUAUUAUUCUUCUAAUUUAGCUAGCUGAAUAGUAAAGGAGAUUAUAGCGUGCAUAAGAAGAUCAGUAGUAGCCACUGUCAAGACGACGAAGUUUGAUUAUUUCUCCUACUUGUCUUCUACAAUUUUCUCUUUAUUUAUUACGUUUUGUUUAGUGCAAUGCUUCAUUCAUGAAAGAAAUUAAAACAAAGUACUAAGCAUUAAUAAUAACAUAUAUAAUCUUCAUACAGAAAGUGAGAUUCUUGUCCUCAAAGAAAUGACUUUUCCAGAUAUCUUAUGUGUAAAAAAUUAUAAAAGGCUAAAAAAUCAUUUCACCUCGAUGAGUCUAUUCUUAACACAAAUUGACAUUUCAUUGAUAGUUUUGAUGGCAAGUACAGAGAGGACGCCAGAAGAAGAGGUACACAUUACACGACCAAGCUGGUCCAAACCAGAAGUUAAACGUCUGGGCAAAGACGAUUUCUUCAAGGAGAAUAUUAAAUUUCGAUGGGUGGGAAGAAAAUGUCUUCUUGGGAUUGAUAAUCAAGGUCAUUGUUGUACGUAUCUUUCAGUUUUUUUUUUUUAUAGUAUUACUAGUUUCAAAUAUGAACUCAUAAUAACAAAUAGUUCCUCUUUAUGUGAAGGUUGUUGUUGGGCAUUCACAUCAACAGAAGCUAUUACGGCAGCAUAUGCCCUUAAGAAUAAAAGAGAGAUUGUUUCGCUCUCAAAGCAACAGUUGAUUGAUUGUAUGUACACCAAAUAUAAAAAGCCUUCGUAUUUUGCUGAUUUGGGAGAGAAGGAAUGUUUUCCAUGUUCAUAUAACAAGGCAUACAAGUUUGCUAUGGAUUAUGGUAUAACGUUAGAAACUAAAUACCCUUUUAUGGAGGAGAGGGGUAAAUGUGAAUGCCAGACUGAAAUGGUAGGUAUAUCAUCAUUCAAUUUACCAGUAGUAAUUAGAACGUACUCAUGAUAUUAAAAAUUUAUAAUAUUUAUGUAGAGAGCUAUAAAGAUAAAUGGAUUUCAAAGAGUAUAUGAAUUGAUCAAGGAGUUGGAAGAAAAGGCAAAAGAGAAAAGGAAAUCAUAGAAAAGUUGAUUCGACAACAACCUAUUACAUGUGCUGCUCUUCAUGUUACAAGUCUUCAACUACAUCGUGGAAAGGUGAAGUAAUACUCCCUCGAUCACAUGACACUUUUUCCUUUAUAUAGUCUGUCUCGAAAAGAAUGUCAU
Molecule: messenger RNA, 1471 nt
Organism: Solanum lycopersicum (tomato)
Lineage: Eukaryota; Viridiplantae; Streptophyta; Magnoliopsida; Solanales; Solanaceae
Source: RefSeq, a predicted model, not a curated record